AUGUCUGUCAUGACUGCUCCCGCCUCAUCGGCAUCGACAACGCAGGACCGCACGCGGGAGGCGCCGCCAGGCUGUCACCCCUUCAUGGCCCUCCCUCUCGAACUCCGCCUCCUGAUCUGGGAGGCCUUCGGCUCUGAACCCCGUGUUCUGGAGUACAGAGAAGACACCUGCCUCAUCGAGCCCGCCCGUGAGUACCGGCAUUCGCGCCCCGUCGGCCUCGGCGUCUGCGCCGAGGCGCGGACGGCCAUCCGUGCCCUUCUCCGCCCCUUCCCGCACCCGCACGACAUCCGAAAGGGGUCUCGCACCUCGCCGUCCGCGCUGGAGUGCGUCCCGGCCUCGGACGUCGUCUAUCUUCCGCCGCCCGUGUACCGCAGCCGCAUCGGGGCGUGGGAUUCACCUUGGACGACGAAGCCCGGCAUCCGAAACGUCGGUGUCCACUGGUCCGUCCUCCCCGACGAGCGACGCAUCGUCGAGGCCCUCAAGGGGUGCUCGCUCUGCUUCACCGACAUGACGAAGCUGGUGGUCUUCAUCGAGUUCAAGCCGCUGCCUCAACCCGAGCAAGAGGCCGGCAACGGUGGUAACGUGAGACUCUUCGGCCAUGCUGAGGACGAGUUCCGGCUGCCUCCGUUGUUUUCCGAGGCGCAAGGGCUGAUGGAUGACUUUUGGACCUGGGGGGAGCUGAGACUUGCCAUCGAGAAGGUGAGGAGGCGGUUGAAUGGGAUGCCCGAGGUUGAAGGGAUGUUGUAUUACCGGGAAGUGGAGGAUCUGACGGGUCGCUGA
Messenger RNA from Colletotrichum higginsianum IMI 349063, 780 nucleotides. RefSeq lists its product as uncharacterized. Lineage: Eukaryota; Fungi; Ascomycota; Sordariomycetes; Glomerellales; Glomerellaceae. The record is from RefSeq and is a predicted model, not a curated record. Bases 1 to 780 code for a protein of 259 amino acids. The transcript has a single exon.